This is a messenger RNA of Uloborus diversus, 2774 nucleotides long. RefSeq names its product midasin-like. Gene Ontology annotation, cellular component: preribosome, large subunit precursor. The transcript is spliced from 19 exons. The record is from RefSeq and is a predicted model, not a curated record. Bases 60 to 2774 code for a protein of 904 amino acids. NCBI's taxonomy places the organism in Eukaryota, Metazoa, Arthropoda, Arachnida, Araneae, Uloboridae. Gene Ontology annotation, biological process: rRNA processing; ribosomal large subunit assembly.
UGCAGUAUGAAAUUGGCUGUUGCUAUGUCUUUGUGGGACUCCUCACCUACCUAUUGCUAAUGCCUAUGGAUAUCAUUGAUCCUGCUAUGAAGCACACGGUGAAAUUAGAUUACGUAAGAAAUAAGUUGAGUGAUCUACGCCAGGAUAAAAGAAUUAGAGAAUGGAUGAGCCUUAUGAUGAGUGGACAAAGUUUGCAUGAUAUCCAGACUCAUCCCUAUAUUAAUGAGCUUUCAAAUAUGUGUGAGAAAAUGACCACAGCUUUGUUUUCAUUGGAGAAAAAUGUGACAUUCAGACCGAAUCAGGCUAAAUAUCAAGAGCUCAAAACAGAAGCCAAGAGUUUUUACACAACGUGUGGCAGACCUGAUGAGAUCUUUGACUUGCACGAACUCCUCAAUGACUCCCGCAAAAAGCAUGACGGGAAGAAGUUGAGGGACUUGAACAGUAGAAUUGAUAAUUUGUGCAAGAAUGUAGAGAAUUACAUUGAAAGUGUGAGAAUGAGAUAUCCUGAAUAUUAUGAUGUGAUUUCCUUCUUUGUACUUGGGCUGGAACAGAUCAUAUUUGGAUUUCGCACAAUGACUCAUUCCCUGCUCUACAAAAAAAGCUGCGUUGUUUUUGAUUGUGAGAAAUUUCAAAAUGACAUCAACUGUUUCCUAAGCUGUGUUCCUACUUUUGCAACUGGUGCCGCCCUUUCUCCCUUGACAACAUCUACUUUGCUAAUCCAGGGUCAUCGCGAUGCAUUGACCUAUCUUUUGGCUUUAGGGCAGCUUCCAAUGGGCAAGCACCAGUACAAGCUCGUCAAGUCGUCCAUCUUGGAGACUAUCACAGAACUCAAGAUCCGCGGAGGAUACCUGGAAGGCAAAACGGGGGCCAUUUUGGACAACCUCAUAUCCGCCUUUGACGUUCUGGUUAAAAUCUGGACUCACGAGGAGGCCAAAGUGAAACAUGAAAAGGAAAAGAUGGAAGGCUUGUACAAGCAGAAGGUGCACAAAACAGAGAUGUCUGAAGAGGAAGAAAUAAACAGCAAAAUAGCGGCAAUGUUUCCGUCAUAUAGGAAGGAGUUUCAAGAUCUUCUUAAAUCUGAGGACGAUACAGAAGAUCAGCCAGUGGAGGACGAUCCCCCGGAGGAUGUCUUCACUUUUACCGCAAACGACUUAUACGAAAUCUCUCAACUCCAUGCCACUGCCAUAAGCUUGCUUUUCAAUGAAUACGAUGAAGCCUCCCUUGGAUCUUCUAGUCAGCUGGAUGUGGUCACUCCCUAUCUGCUGAGACACGACAUCUUGUGCGGACUUGUCUCGAACUAUGGGGACUAUCUUGAUGCUUCGCUCGAUGCCAAGCUGCUGCCUGGACAAUUGUUAAUGUGCAAUGAGCUGAAAAAGCCUGGUCCUAAAGACUUUGAUGCAUUGUUUGAUAUUUACAAAGACCCCUGUCCUGCCAAAGUUUCUGCUUUCUAUCCCAUUCUGAGUGAAUUGGCAGAUCAUGUUUCCCAGCUUCUUAAAGAGUUUGAAAACCAGCCGAUUUUGGUGCAGAUUCUGGUUGUCAUAAGACGUGUGUUGAGCUUUCCGAUAUCAGCUCCAAUCAUGAAAUUUGUUAUUGGAAUUGAACUCAUCAUAGAAACUGCUCAGGUUGAAAGUACCGUUGCACAAACUCAAAGGCAGAUAGAGAAAGAAAUAAAGGAUUAUGUGAAAAUUUGUAGAUGGAAUGAUCGGAAUUACUACACCGUGAAACAGUCUGUUGAGAAAUCACACCGCUUUGUUGUGAAACACAUUAAAACGUUUGAAGAUGCUUUAAAAAAGCCAGCAAGACAACUGUUUGUUCUCCCUUCAAAAGAAGAUGCUGUUUCUUCUGAAGAUCCUUGGACAUUGAGUAUUAAAUUAGAAAAAAGAUCAAACGAGCAACAUCAGUUGAAGCACUUUGCCAACAGGCCGGAAAAAGUUUUCCAGAAAAUUCCAAAAUGCUAUGGAAAAACGAAAAAAAUUGUACGGAAAAUGUCAAAAUCGUUCCCACCUAUCAAUCAUAUAAAUAACUUCAAUGAUUUCUGUGGCAAUGUUAUCGAGGCCCUUCAAAUUGCCAGCACAACAACUGGAAAGGCUCGUUGCACAAGAUCACGGGAAAAGAAGCAAGUCCUUCAGGCCAUUCAGAAUAAGAAGCAAAUGCUAUCAACAUUAUUUAAAAAUUUAAAAGUUAUGGGUCUCUCAUACAGAAAGGGGAAAAUUAACUCCGGAGACAAACGUGUCACUGACACUACAACAGUAGUGCCUCCUCUGGAUGUGCUCAAGAUGGAGAUUUUAAAGUCUGACGAAUCUUUCAAAGAAAUGGUUUUAAAAUCAGCCAGUGAUACAGAUCAUUACUUUUUCAAGUGCAUUGCUCAAUAUAAUCAUUUGACACAAUUAAUGGCGUCUCCAUGCAAAGACUUGACUUUGGAUAUUAUUCAUAGAAUUGAAGGUUAUAGCUCUGACCUGUUAUGUAUAGUUUCGACCCAGCGUGAGAACAUUUCUACCAUUAUGAAGAAAAUAGACAAAGUGGGCUGCUUUGUCGAAAACAUGAAGACUUUGUAUGAAAAACGAAAAUCUAAGAGUUAUCUCGAUGACAAGGUAUCCAUUCCUUCCCAAAAGAUUUUCAAGAAGAAUAAAGAAGAGUUUAUAGAUUGCUUUGUGAAGAUCCGAACAGCUCUUAGUGAGUUCAGAGCCCUCAUGGAAUGUGCUCCCUCCAAAAACACCAUACCUGAUAAUCUCAAUCAGAUACUGAUGGAAUUCUCGACUGAUAGAUAUUACUAA